This is a messenger RNA of Teleopsis dalmanni, 985 nucleotides long. Its product is annotated as selenoprotein BthD-like. Gene Ontology annotation, cellular component: Golgi apparatus. The record is from RefSeq and is a predicted model, not a curated record. The transcript has 2 exons. Lineage: Eukaryota; Metazoa; Arthropoda; Insecta; Diptera; Diopsidae.
AAGUUUAAAGCCGCUGUAAACACUAACUACAACAUCCGCUGUGAUUACAUCUGUCAUGUGCCAAACGCGGGAACAACUGCGCAUUUGAGUUCACUCCGUGACGCUGAAAGCAAGGUUUUUGAAAAUGCCUCCUAAACGUAAGAGAAAUGCUAAGCCAGGAACAAAUGCAGCAGCGAAGCGUAGCAAGCUUGAAGUUGAAUCAAUUGUCUUAGAUGCAAAUAUACCGGUGUUGUAUAUUGAACAUUGUCGUAGCUGAUCUGUGUUUCGUCGACGUGCUGUAGAAUUGCAUGAUAAUCUGCUACAACAUCUACAGAACACAUAUGGAUCUAAUGUGCAAUUGCAAUUGCAACUUAAUGCUGAUGGGCCGCCACGUCGUGGUGCAUUUGAGAUUGCAAUUGCUGCGCAGCCAAUUGAAAAUGUUGAAGAUCGGACGGAGAUCUGGACUGGUUUAAAACGCACUCCACGUGCUCAAAAGUUUCCUAGUAUUGAAACUUUAAUGAAGGACGUGCAGAAAGUACUAAGUUUGACAGAAACACAGGAUAAGAAAGUAACUGAAGUCUCUGAACCGAGCAGCACAAAAGUCAUUGAAGAGGUUAAGGUGGCUGCUAAAAAGCGCACAAGCGGGAAAAAUAAGUAAAUUUUAGAUUUUACUUUUCGUAGCAUGUAUGAAUGGUGUUGCAGUAAAUCCCAAAUGGGAACUCUUCACUAAGAAUGAUUUUUUGCUCAAAAGUAAAGCUUAAUUUAUAUUAUUUUUUCUCAUUUGUAGGCAAUGCUUAAUUGGUAUUAUGAAUAAAAUGGUAAAGGUUUUCGUUACGAAUAAUUUACUGUAUAAAUUCGAUUUAAAAUGUUUUUAUUUGACGCUUAUGACCGAUGUAGUUGUAAAACCAAUGAUGGAACACUAUAUUGCGAAAUGUUUUGUCUAAGAAUAUAAGAAUCUUAUUGUGGAAUUAUUAAGUUUGAAAAUAAAGAAUAUAAAUAGAAAUAU